Molecule: messenger RNA, 1016 nt
Organism: Lotus japonicus
Lineage: Eukaryota; Viridiplantae; Streptophyta; Magnoliopsida; Fabales; Fabaceae
Product: 50S ribosomal protein L17, chloroplastic
Exons: 2
Coding region: 77-727 (216 amino acids)
Biological process (GO): translation
Cellular component (GO): cytosolic large ribosomal subunit; ribosome
Molecular function (GO): structural constituent of ribosome
Source: RefSeq, a predicted model, not a curated record
UCUCUAUCCACUCCACUUUAUCUUGUAUUGAGAUUGCUUUACAGCACUGUGGUGUGGUUUGUGGCGUUCCUCUCCAAUGGCGUCAGUGUCAGUUAUGGCUACAGGCAGCGAAACCAGGUGGAGCAUGUCUUCACUGCGCUCAGCUCUACCUUCUCCUUCUCCUUCUCCUUCCUCCUCCUCAUUGCGCUUCCCUCAAUUCCGGCGACCAUCCUCACCACCGUCACUCCGAAUUUCAAAAUCCAAACCCCAAGCUCUUCUUCCCUCUUUCACUGGUCUCGCCCCUCUUCACCAUCUUUCCCUCUCCUCUUCUUCUUCAGAAUUUAACAGCUUUAGUCACUGCUUCACCAUUAUUGACAAUGGCGGUAGAGUCUAUGCCAUGAGACAUGGGAGGCGAGUACCCAAGCUCAACAGGCCCCCUGAUCAGCGUCGGGCACUUAUUCGAGGACUUACAACUCAGCUCCUUAAAUAUGGCCGCAUCAAGACAACCAGAGCUAGAGCCAGUGCAAUUAGGAAGUAUGUUGACAAAAUGAUCACUUUGGCAAAGGAUGGUUCUCUUCAUAAAAGGAGACAAGCCCUUGGGUUCAUCUAUGAGAAGCAGAUUGUUCAUGCUUUAUUUGCAGAGGUUCCAGAACGUUAUGGUGAGAGAAAUGGUGGUUAUACAAGAAUUAUAAGAACCUUGCCGAGGAGGGGUGAUAAUGCACCUAUGGCAUACAUUGAACUUGUGUAGCCAUCGCCUUUAUCUGGAUGCAAUCUGUAGCAAUCUUGCUGCAGUUGUUGAGAUUGGUAAUGCAUCCAAUGGUAACAGUUUUACUCUUCCUAUGUUUAGUUGUUUUUGUAAUAUGAGGUUUUUUGUAUUAAUGCUCAGUUUGCAUCUCUUUUUGUACUUAUGGACAGACAACCAUCUUUGAUCUUAAGCUCUGCAAAUGGUCAUAGAUUCACUUAUUUUUCUUUUUUUAAAACGAACACUUAUUUCUUUUUUAGAAUUUCAAAUGUUAAGUAUGUUUGUAUUUGUAUUA